UCUCUAGGGAUCAGAUCUCUCACUUUCUCUCUCUACCACGUCUCACACUUGCCCUUCCCCUUGAGACUCUUUCUUUCUUUCUUCUGCUCCCCUCGUGUCCCUCCUCAUUCCCUCCUCCCUUACCCUGCUUAGCCUGCGCACUCCCCCUGCUUAACCUGCGCACCUCCCCGGCCCCCCUCUCUUCCCGCCUCCGCCUCCUCCUCCUCGGAUCUCCGCCGAUCUACACCCACUCCGGGCAGCGAGAAUGGGAAAGGGCGGCGCCAUCAGCGAGAGCGUGCUCAAGAAGAUCCUCCUCUCCUACACCUACGUCGCGAUCUGGAUCUUCCUCUCCUUCACCGUCAUCGUCUACAACAAGUACAUCCUCGACAAGAAGCUCUACAACUGGCCCUUCCCUAUCUCCCUCACCAUGAUCCACAUGUCCUUCUGCGCCACCCUCGCCUUCACCAUCAUCAAGGUCUUCAAGCUCGUCGAGCCCGUCUCCAUGUCCAAGGAGCUCUACCUCUCCUCCGUCGUCCCCAUCGGCGCCCUCUACUCCCUCUCCCUCUGGCUCUCCAACUCCGCCUACAUUUACCUCUCCGUCUCCUUCAUCCAGAUGCUCAAGGCCCUCAUGCCCGUCGCCGUCUACUCCAUCGGCGUCCUCUUCAAGAAGGAGGGCUUCAAGGGCGACACCAUGCUCAACAUGCUCUCGAUCUCCUUCGGCGUUGCCAUCGCCGCAUACGGCGAGGCCAAGUUCGACCCCUGGGGCGUCAUCCUCCAGCUCGGUGCCGUCGCCUUUGAGGCCACCCGUUUGGUAAUGAUCCAAAUCCUGUUGACCUCUAAGGGGAUCCAGCUGAACCCCAUCACUUCCCUCUAUUACGUCGCUCCUUGCUGCCUGGUCUUCCUGUUUAUCCCCUGGAUCUUCGUUGAGUACCCGAUCCUGAGGGACACGUCGAGCUUCCACUUCGAUUUCGUCAUCUUCGGGACCAAUUCAUUAUGUGCAUUCGCUCUGAACCUGGCUGUGUUCUUGCUCGUGGGGAAGACCUCGGCCCUGACUAUGAAUGUGGCCGGGGUCGUGAAGGAUUGGCUGCUGAUCGCGUUCUCGUGGUCAGUCAUUAAGGACACCGUGACCCCCAUUAACUUGUUCGGGUAUGGGCUCGCAUUCUUGGGGGUCGCCUACUACAACCACUCGAAAUUGCAGGCGUUGAAGACGAAGGAGGCUCAGAAGAAGGCUGCCCAGGCCGAUGAGGAGGAAGGGAAGUUGCUGGAGCAGAGGGACGGCGAGGGGAUUGGAGAGAAGAGAGAUCAAGCUUAAAUUUUUGACUCGAGCAUGAAUUUCGGUGAGAAUUCGAUUAAGCUUGAAAGGUUAAGUAGAAGAAUAAAAUUCGAGGCUAAUGAGGAAGAAUGGAAGAGACAAUGGGUUUUGAACCGGGAUCAAAGGGAUUGCGGAGCCUCUCAUUAUUUUCGUUUAGGUCCUUUGGAUGGAUCCGAGUUCGGCUUGUUGGUUUACUACACUAUCUACUACUUCCUAUGCUGGUUAUCGUGUCGUGAUUUUAGUUAAUAUAUAUCAACCAGGGCUUGAGAUUCAUCUUAAGUUGUUUAGGGUUCUGCUAUAUGUAUCUUACUUGAGUUGAUGAAUCUCGAUGUCCCGUAAUUUUAAAAUUUUUGGAUCCUUAUUUAAACUCCAUGGUUGUGUAGGAACACCUUUUAUUGAGGAUGAUUUCAUGAGCUUCACCUAGUGUUUAGUAUCUUAUCGGAAUGCUGCAUAUCUUGUUUA
Punica granatum (pomegranate) is the source of this 1753-nucleotide messenger RNA. Lineage: Eukaryota; Viridiplantae; Streptophyta; Magnoliopsida; Myrtales; Lythraceae. The record is from RefSeq and is a predicted model, not a curated record.